Molecule: messenger RNA, 1026 nt
Organism: Penicillium soppii
Lineage: Eukaryota; Fungi; Ascomycota; Eurotiomycetes; Eurotiales; Aspergillaceae
Product: putative protein N-terminal asparagine amidohydrolase
Exons: 2
Coding region: 1-1026 (341 amino acids)
Biological process (GO): protein catabolic process
Molecular function (GO): protein-N-terminal glutamine amidohydrolase activity; protein-N-terminal asparagine amidohydrolase activity
Source: RefSeq, a predicted model, not a curated record
AUGAAGAUUGCGACUCUCCAACUAGCCCCCAAACUGGGUGAUGUUGAAGGCAAUAUUGAGAAGGCAAAUGCGUUAAUUCAAUCCAGCAAGACACUUUCUGUCGAAGAGGGAAAACCUGAUAUAUUGGUACUACCUGAAUUGGCAUUGACCGGUUACAAUUUUUCUUCUUUAGAGGAGAUCAAACCAUACCUAGAGCCAGCUGGUGAUGGGCCCUCUGCCUCUUGGGCGCGUGAAACUGCCAAGCGCUUGCAAUGCAAGGUUUGUGUGGGCUAUCCAGAGAUCGAGAAAGAUUCCCAAAAUCCCGAUCAAGCCACCUGCUAUAAUUCGCUUCUUAUAGUUGACGAGACUGGAGAAGUCAUCCACAAUUAUCGCAAAAGCUUCUUGUAUUACACCGAUGAAACUUGGGCAGCGGAAGGCCAAGUUGAGCGAGGCUACAAAGAACUCGAAAUCCAAGAAAAGCAGGUCGCGACUUCAUUUGGUAUCUGUAUGGAUAUCAACCCAUACAAAUUUGAAGCACCGUAUACGAAAUGGGAAUUUGCAACUCGAGUGCUUGACUCGCAGUCUCAGCUUGUCAUUUUAUCUAUGGCUUGGCUAACGUUGUUGGGCCGUGAAGAGCUCGAUACCUUAAAACACAAACCUGAGAUGGAUACGUUCAAUUAUUGGAUUCAACGGUUCUGGCCUCUAUUACAAAAGAAGAUGAAGCACGAAGUUGACAUUGACGGCACAAAGACUACAGUCUCUCCGAAGAAGAUCGUCAUCGUGUUUGCCAACCGGUCGGGUGAAGAGCCAUCGGCCGGGGAGACCAAGCCACCGGCACGAUAUGCAGGAACAAGCGCUAUUAUUGCAGUGACACAAAAGCCCACUGCAGAUUCUGAUCUAGACACAGACUCGAGCAGUGAUGCGGAACUUCCAUUAGAUGUCAAGAUUCUUUGUUGGGAUUUGAUGGGCGCCGGAGAGGAAGGUAUUUGCUUCGCAGAUACCACCCAAGACCCGAAAAUGGUGUUUGCCAUGAAAAAAUCGGUGUAA